This is a messenger RNA of Lizanozyma spartinae, 1086 nucleotides long. It is a transcript of the gene UFD1, whose product is annotated as polyubiquitin-binding protein. Gene Ontology annotation, molecular function: polyubiquitin modification-dependent protein binding. The transcript has a single exon. NCBI's taxonomy places the organism in Eukaryota, Fungi, Ascomycota, Pichiomycetes, Serinales, Debaryomycetaceae. The record is from RefSeq and is a predicted model, not a curated record. Gene Ontology annotation, cellular component: VCP-NPL4-UFD1 AAA ATPase complex. Bases 1 to 1086 code for a protein of 361 amino acids.
AUGUUCUCAAGCUUUGGAUCCAGUUUCUUUGGAGGCCCACCACCCGGAGCCGCCAGCAAUACCUUUGAAGAUAUCUUCCGGGUAUAUCCUAUAUCUAUGAUGCCAGAUCAUUCCAGGAAAGACGAUGCUAACUAUGGAGGCAAGAUCUUCUUACCUCCACUGGCAUUAAGUAAGUUGACUAUGCUUCAUAUAAGGUACCCCAUGUUGUUUUCCUUGAGCAACACUUCCCAAGGGAUCACCACCCAUAGUGGUGUAUUGGAGUUUGUUGCUGAAGAAGGAAGAGCAUACAUUCCUCAAUGGAUGAUGCAAACCCUAAAAGUAUCACCAGGUCAAUUGUUAAAGAUUUCCAAUUGUGAUUUACCUCUUGGGUCUUUUGUUAAGAUUGAACCACAAUCUGUUGAUUUCCUUGAGAUUAGUGACCCCAAGGCGGUCCUUGAAAACGUCUUGAGAAAGUUUUCUACUCUUUCAGUUGAUGAUAUCAUUGAAAUAAAUUAUAAUGAUUCUAUUUUCGGGAUUAAGGUAUUGGAAGUGAAACCUGAAAGUGAUCUGAAGGGAAUUUGUGUUGUGGAAACGGAUUUAACUACUGAUUUUGCUCCUCCAGUUGGUUAUGUUGAACCUGAGUAUACUCCUCAAAAGAAGGCUCCUGACUCUAACCAACCAAUUGAUCCUUCAAAGUUCAAUAAAGGUAGCAAUGCAGGUACAAUGGCCAAGUCCAUACAAUUUGCGAAACUUGUUAGUGAUGGUACAUCAUCAAGUAAUAUGUAUGGUGGAAGUGGUCAGAAACUUUCAGGGAAAUCUGUUUCUCCAACUCCAAAUAAUGUCACUGCUGAAGCAGUUGGAGAUUUAGACCCCAAUGCUCCUCCUGUCCCAUUAAACUUACCGGAGAAUCAACUUUUCUUUGGAUUCCCAGUGACUUUGCCUACACCAGAAUUAACAGAUUCUGAAACUGCUGAACAGACAAACACAUCAACGUUUAAUGGUUCUGGCCAAUCUUUGAGACAAAGCAAAAAGAGAAAGGAUAAAAAUAACAAUCAUCCUUCAUUAAAAAAUCAUACAAGAUCACCAGAAUUUAUUGAAAUUGAUUAA